Messenger RNA from Clonostachys byssicola, 534 nucleotides. The record is from the annotation of a GenBank genome assembly. Lineage: Eukaryota; Fungi; Ascomycota; Sordariomycetes; Hypocreales; Bionectriaceae.
AUGUACGUACCCAAGUACCUGCUUGCUCAGGCCCAUGCCGCCAAAUGUUGGCUGCAGUUUCGCCUGGCUACAACCGCCGCAGGCUUUGCGCCACGCUGGAAUGAUCCCUCGGCCAUGGUCGCCUCGCCUCGCCCUGCUUCAGGGGGGAGUUACGUUCCUUUUGCUGGCCAUGGCCCCCUUACCUGGACACCCCCUUCCCCCACAAUCCCACGCCUCCAUGAGCGAGAAAUCCCUGCCCUGGGCAUGCGCUGUGCCAGGGUGAAAGGCAACCAGGAGCCAGGGGCCUCAGGCCAUGGAUCUUGGGGGGCGUGGGGGUUUGCCGGCCUGGCCCUGUCGUCAUCCUCGACCAACGAGCUCUGGGGAGCAGCACAGCUUCGGGAUACCGCUCCGGGCGAGCCCGACUCGAUCCGGUAUGCUGCUGGGGACAGGUCCAAGCUGAGACCGCGAAACCGAGACUCUCAUGGGCGGAAGGAGAGAUGUGACAAGAAACACACUUUCCGAGGCGAGAUAUGGUCUGAGUUGCUCCAAGACUAG